AUGGAGCGCGUCACGCUCCAUCACAUCGACCGCCAGGCCAACGCUCAUGCCGACCGCCUCGCCAACGCAGCCCUCGACCGCCGACGCACCAAGCUGGAGUGCGGUGCUCACGUUGACGGUACCAGCUGCACCCGCACCACCAUGGACGUACCGACACCGGCAGCACCCGCGAUGCCGAUGGCCCACCUCCGCCCCGGACACCGACUGAUCCAGACGACCCAGUCGACGGCCCUGCUGACAUCGACGACGGUGAGGUGUACGCAGCGAUACGAGUAG
Molecule: messenger RNA, 276 nt
Organism: Phytophthora megakarya
Lineage: Eukaryota; Oomycota; Peronosporomycetes; Peronosporales; Peronosporaceae
Source: the annotation of a GenBank genome assembly